This is a messenger RNA of Malassezia globosa CBS 7966, 681 nucleotides long. RefSeq lists its product as uncharacterized. Gene Ontology annotation, cellular component: proton-transporting two-sector ATPase complex, catalytic domain. Bases 1 to 681 code for a protein of 226 amino acids. Gene Ontology annotation, biological process: proton transmembrane transport. The record is from RefSeq and is a predicted model, not a curated record. Gene Ontology annotation, molecular function: proton-transporting ATPase activity, rotational mechanism. NCBI's taxonomy places the organism in Eukaryota, Fungi, Basidiomycota, Malasseziomycetes, Malasseziales, Malasseziaceae. The transcript has 4 exons.
AUGUCACACGCCAUGAACGAUGAUGAAGUCAUUACCGAGCUGAAAAAGAUGGUGGCGUUUAUUCGCCAGGAGGCUGUUGAGAAAGCACGUGAAAUCCAGGUCAAGGCAGAUGAAGAAUUUGCCAUUGAAAAGGCCAAGAUUGUGCGCCAGGAAGGCAUGAAUCUGGACUCGCAGUAUGAAAAGAAGAUGAAACAGGUCGAAGUAUCGCAAAGAAUUACCAAGUCGAAUCAGAGCAAUAAGGCCAGGCUGCAGGUGCUCAAGUCCCGAGAAGAACACCUCCAAAACUUGUUCACAAGCGCACAGGACCAGCUCACGAAGCUGAGUAGCAAUGAAAAGACAUACAAGAAACUCCUCUGCAAGCUCCUGGUUGAGGGUCUAUUGAUUUUACAUGAAAAUGCCGUCGAAGUCGAAGCUCGCUCAGGCGAUGUGCAGACGAUCCAAGGUCUUCUUGACGAUGCCAUCAAGCAAUACAAGGAUACAACUGGUCGUGACACUCGUGUCCACGUCAGUGAUGGCCUCUCCAAGGACUGUGCCGGUGGCUUUGUCAUGACGGCAAAGAACGGCAAGAUUCGUCUAGACAACACGCUUGAGCAACGGCUGAAACUUCUGGAGGAACAGAUGUUACCGGAAAUCCGAUUUGCCUUGUUUGGUCCAAACAAGCAUCGCAAAUUUUUCACGUAG